AUGCCAAUUAUUCCGCAACAGGGCAGAGUGGGGAUUGUUGGCGGCGGGAUCUCGGGGCUGACAUAUGCCUACUUCCUAGGCAAACUGCGGCCCGAUGUCAAGAUCGAUCUGUACGAGAAAUCCGCCAGAUGCGGUGGCUACAUCAGAUCGAAACGGCUUGGCACCACCGAAUACGAUUCCCGCGCCAACCAGGACUACACCAUUCUGGAAAAAGGUCCGCGUACCCUCCGCGGAGAAAGCCCGGGUGUCCUGCUGAUUCUGGACCUGCUCUUCAAAUGCAAUGCCCAGAACGAGCUCCUUGGCAUUUCAAAAAACUCUCUGGGUAAUAGAAAAUAUUUAUUGAGUCCAUACUCUGACACAGAGGGCCAUUCGGGAAAACUGAGCCCUGUGCCGUACUCGUUCGCUUCGUUUUUGCGGUUUCUGUUCGACCCGCUCGGCAAGGGUGUUCUGUUCGGCCUGCUAAAGGAGCCGUUUGUGAGGUCCAAAUCGACACCGGACGAGACGGUAGAGCAGUUUGUCUCGAGAAGGUUCAACAAAUCUGUGUCUGACAACGUUGUGAGCGCGAUUAUGCACGGAAUCUACGCCGGAGACGUGGCCAAGCUGAGUGCUGCGAGCGUGCUGUCGCGGCUGGUGGACAUUGAGCGCCAGCACGGGUCGAUCGUCCGCUACGGAGCGUCGCAGCUGCUCCAGAGUCUGAAAAAAAAGACACCCGAGCAGCUCGCGCCAGAGGUCGAACUGUACUCGAAGGUGUUCAAGCCGGCGUUCAACGUGCCCAAAACGGCCCGGUUUCUGCGCAAAUUCCCCGUGCUCACGAUGCGAGACGGCCUCGAGUCGCUCGUGACCGUGCUCCAGAAAAACCUGCCCGCAAACGUGGCGGUGCACACAAACACGGCGGUGCGAGGUGUGGCCAAGAAGGAGGACGGGCUGGAGCUGACGCUUUCGACGGGCGAGACAGUGCGUGUGGACCAUCUGCGGCUGACUGUGAACGGUCCAGCGACAGCCGCCGUGCUGCAGAACGCCGAGAUCGGCGCGCUGGUGGCCCCCCUGGAGUACACAACGGUGGUGCUGGCAAACGUGUAUUUGCCCGCUUUGAAGCUGCUGUCGCACCCCGGGUUCGGCUUUCUGGUGCCCAAGACGAUGCAGGACGAGACCCAGCUGCUGGGAGUAAUAUUCGACAGCGACAUUGAACAGAGCUCGAGACGGCUAUUUUUCUACAACGACGUGAGCACCGAGCUGACGAGCGAGUCUCCGAUCUCGGACGAGAAGCUGGCGAAGCUGGCAAAGGCGGUGGCCAACAGGGGCGCGGUGAUUACAAACUCGUACACGAAGCUGACGCUGAUGUUGGGCGGCCACCAGCUCAAGAAGGGCGAGGACCUGCCGACGCGGUCGAGAGUGCACAAGAUUGUGCGCGACGUGCUGCUGAGCAAGCUGCACAUCGACCUGGACAAGUGCAACGGGACGGAGGUGAUCGAGAUUGAGUAUUGGACAGACGCGAUUCCACAGUACCGUGUGGGCCACGAGGAGCUGAAGAAGAAAGUGGCCGAAGCGACGCGGCAAGUUUUCGGAGACAAGGUGACGCUGGGUGGAACGACGUUUGGCGAUGGCGUGGGGGUUCCGGACUGCGUGGUGCAGUCGUUCACGGACGCGUACGGCGUGACGGUCGAUUCGGAGUUUGGCCACGACGCUCAACAAAACGGGGUUUCCAACGAAAAUCCGAACCCCCAGUCGAAAAAUUAUGCCACAUAUAGAUAG
Molecule: messenger RNA, 1752 nt
Organism: Ogataea angusta
Lineage: Eukaryota; Fungi; Ascomycota; Pichiomycetes; Pichiales; Pichiaceae
Exons: 1
Coding region: 1-1752 (583 amino acids)
Biological process (GO): heme biosynthetic process
Cellular component (GO): mitochondrial inner membrane
Molecular function (GO): protoporphyrinogen oxidase activity, oxygen as acceptor
Source: RefSeq, a predicted model, not a curated record